CCAUCAACUUGACAUCUGUUCUCUUACCAGUCUAGGGACUCAUACCAGUCUAGGGAGAGUCAUUGAUAAAAUAUUCACAACUAAACAAAUUGUCAAAAUGGAUUUGCUUUAUCAUCUUUUGGUUAAAAUAUGAAUGGUCAGUGAUGAAAUCUCACAACUUGUUAACUCAGGCAUCUCCAUCUCUGACUUUCCCACUUGUAAUUCAGAUUUCUUCUUCAUGAAGGGUCGUUCAAGUGGUUAUGUCCUAGUAGGAAGCAUUAACCUGUGAGGGGCGUGUUCAUGAUAAUGAUGUUCGCUGACUGUUAUAAAAGCCUCAAGUAAAACAAUAUCCAAAAUGAGGAGAUUAAAUCCAAAGCAACAAAGUCAAAGUCUUUGCAUAAUCAACUUGCACAGACUUCAGAAAGUACAGAAGUGACCAGAAGAGAGAAAGAUGGCUUCCAGUUCCAUGACUGAGAGGCAGUCAGUAAGCGCAAUUAGUUCAGAAAAUAAACCCAGGUCAAAGCUUCUACAUGCUGACAUUAUAAAAGAUUGUAAACCAACCAGUCCAGGACCUCCAACAAAGUAUCUGCUGAUGACAGAGAAAGAGAUUCUGCAUGACAGUGAAGAGAUCAGGCGAUGGACUUUUGGUAAAAAGGACCCGAGCAAAAUGAACCGAACGAUAUUGAUGAUGGGAGAAACUGGAUCAGGAAAAUCAACCCUCAUCAAUGUUAUGAUGAACUACAUCCUUGGCGUAGAGUGGGAGGAUAAAUACAGAUUUGAAAUCAUUGCUGAUGAGAGUAAAAGUCAAACUAGUUCACAAACAACUGCCAUCACUGUGUAAGAGAUCUUUGGUCACGAAGGUGAUCACCUUCCAUUUUCUCUAACCAUCAUCGACACUCCAGGAUUUGGAGACACAAGCGGAAUAGAACAAGACAAACUCAUCACAAAAAAUCUACAGGAGCUGUUUCAAUCUCCAAAAGGAGUCCACCACAUUGAUGCUGUGUGCUUUGUUGUAAAAGCUGCACAAGUGCGCCUCACACCUACACAGCGGUACAUUUUUGAUUCUGUCCUCUCAAUUUUUGGAAAGGACAUAGAAAAUAACAUUUUGGUACUCAGUACUUUUGCAGACAUUGGGGAGCCUUUAGUCCUUCAAGCACUGAUAAUGGCAGAAGUUCCAUGUGUCAGAAAUGAAAGUGGUACACCUGUUUACUUCAAAUUCAACAAUGUGUUUGCUGGUUUGCAAAUGGAUGAAGAUGAUGAAGAACAUAAUGAUGAAGAGGAUGAAGAGGAGGAGGAUGAAAAUGAUGAUGUGUGUCAAUCACCUUGGAAAAUGAGCAUGAAUAACAUAGCCAUGUUUUUUGAAUCACUAAAUAAAAUGGAAGCGAAAAGCUUGGUGUUAACACGUCAAGUUUUAGAGAAACGCAAACAACUGGAAAUGGAAAUCCAGACAUUAACAAAGCAGCUACAAGUUGCAAUGCAGCGGGUAGAAGCACUGAGAAAGGUCAGAGACCAAUUAGAACAACAUGAAGAGGACAUGGAAGCCAACAGAAACUUCUCCAUUCUUUUAGAUGGAAGUGAAAAGGAGAAAUGUGCCGUAGACGAGAAGGCAACAAAUUGUAAUUCUUGCAGGGAAACUUGCCAUCACCCUUGCACAGAAUAUUUUGGGUGUACACGCAUGCAGCAAGACAGAUGCACCGUCUGCAUAAAGAAAUGCAGCUGGAAGGAUCAUUGUAAAGAGAAGUUCAUUUAUGUGUUUAAAACAGAAGAAGGUGAAUCAACUUACCUGGACCUAAAGAGAAAGUAUGAAGAAUUGGAAGGGCAAUCGCUGACUGCAAAGAUGUUCCUCAUCCUCCUUAUAAAAGAACUUCACCUGCAACUCAUUGCCAGCUUGAUCUUGUUUCUUAAUAUACUCAGCAUUGUUCAAAAGCUGGAUGAGAUCGCUCUGAGACCAAACCCAAUGAGUGCAGCCAAAUACCUUGAACUCCUGAUUGAAAAAGCGCAGAGGGAUCACAACCCCGAGAGAGUCAAGACACUGACAGAUAUGAAAGAGCAAGAAAAGCUGAAGAGUAACUUCGCCAAUCUGGAUGAUGAAUAAAGGUGUAUCCUGUCAAUAAUCACCACAGGAAGAGUUGAGAGUUAAGCCUACAUAAUGAAUAAUUAUUAAGACAUGAUUAUAGUGUGAAUUUCAAAUGAAAUGUACAAUUACAUUGGAUCCUCUGCUCAAUGUACAAUUGAUAUGAUUAUGUAUAUUUAAAAAAUAUAAAUUACUUUACAUUACUCUUGUAAGUUUUCUGUAAUGUGUGGGAGAUAUUUUUGUGAGAUAAUCCAUUGAUACUUUUAUUCUAUUGAAGUAAUAUUUGUUAUACAAGCAUGUAAUUUGAUGUCCAAUUCAAUGAUACUUAGAUUUUUGUAACAAUAGUUAUUUUCUGCUUUCAUUUGACAAUAUUCUGAAUAAAAUGCAAAUAUGAUGGUAAUUCAAAAAAAAUUGUAAACUACUACAAUUAUAUUUAUUGCAAAGUUUAACAUUUUAAAAAAUUACAAAUAAACAUUUGUAUUGUCUUGGUUAUGCCAGGGUCAUCAGUGAUAACAUUGAUUUUCAUGAUAGACUGACACACUAACACUCAACAUUAUAUUAUGACCUAUACAAUUUGGAAUGAGCAUGCAUCAAAAUCAAGUUCAUAAUGUAGAUUGAGUAUCUGUCGACACCUAAUGAAUGGCUAGAUCACUCUGUCACGCAAAAUAAAUAUUUGAAGUUAGUCAUGACGGAGGCUGGUGUCACUUUAAAUCAGUGGAUGGGUUAUUUGUGAUGGCCAUUCCAGCCAUUACAAUGAGCCGUCUUUCCUUCAAUUAACUGAAAAGUACAAAUAAAACUAUUGGUAAAAUAAAGCAUUAACACCCCUUGACAUUUACAAAUUUUAUUCUGUUACAAAGUGGGAUUAAAAUGUAUUUAAUUGUCAUUGUUUGUCA
This is a messenger RNA of Coregonus clupeaformis (lake whitefish), 2946 nucleotides long. RefSeq lists its product as uncharacterized. Lineage: Eukaryota; Metazoa; Chordata; Actinopteri; Salmoniformes; Salmonidae. The record is from RefSeq and is a predicted model, not a curated record. The transcript has 5 exons. Bases 1142 to 2074 code for a protein of 310 amino acids.